Macadamia integrifolia is the source of this 1836-nucleotide messenger RNA. RefSeq names its product adenylate isopentenyltransferase 5, chloroplastic-like. Gene Ontology annotation, biological process: tRNA modification; cytokinin biosynthetic process. Gene Ontology annotation, cellular component: mitochondrion. Gene Ontology annotation, molecular function: tRNA dimethylallyltransferase activity. The transcript has a single exon. Lineage: Eukaryota; Viridiplantae; Streptophyta; Magnoliopsida; Proteales; Proteaceae. The record is from RefSeq and is a predicted model, not a curated record. Bases 193 to 1236 code for a protein of 347 amino acids.
CUACUGUCUUUUCCCAGGAAAAUCUUUCUUCCUCAAAUCCUCUGUUUUAUUUCCCCAACAUGUAUAGAAUGAAUCCAGGAGAUAAGUUUUCUCUCUAUCUGUAGUCAUAAAUUUAGAGAAGAAAUCUAUAUCAAUUACUUUCCUAGUUUCUUCCCUUUUCUUCAUUUCAUUCAUUUCUAAAGUACUAGUAGUAUGGAGUUUUCAUUCGCAGCGGCUUACAAGCAAGCUCACCACCCCUUACUGAACUUUCCGGCCGGUCCUGGCAUGAUUAACAUGGAACCCUUUAACCCCAUUCGCCGGAAGGAUAAGGUGGUUUUCGUCAUCGGUGCCACCGGAACUGGAAAAUCCAAGCUUUCCAUCGACCUUGCUAAUCGUUUUCCAUCAGAGAUUGUCAAUUCAGACAAAAUGCAAGUCUAUAAGGGCCUAGACAUCGUCACCAACAAGGUCACCAAAGAAGAACAACAGGGUAUCCCACACCAUCUAUUGGGUGUGAUUGAUUCAGAUACGGAUUUCGCCGCCGAGGACUUCCGCCACCACGCGACUGAGGCGGUGGAAUCGAUUGUUGAUCGGAAUCGUCUCCCAAUUAUCGUUGGAGGAUCUAAUUCCUUCAUAGAAGCACUGGUGAACGAUGAGGACUUCCAAUUCAGGUCUAAGUACGAGUGUUGCUUCCUCUGGGUGGAUGUAUCACUUCCCGUGCUAAGCUCUUUCGUGUCGGAUCGGGUUAACCGGAUGGUCGAGGCCGGGUUGAUUGAUGAAGUGCGAGGGAUAUUCAAACCGGACGCCGAUUACAAUCGUGGGAUCCGUAGGGCCAUCGGGGUACCGGAGUUGGACCAGUUUUUACGGUCCGAGCUGGCCGGAGUUGACGAGGCAGAGACACGAGCGAGGCUUCUCUUGAAGGCCAUAGACGAGAUCAAAACCAACACUUGCGUGCUAGCGUACCGCCAGUUGUCAAAGAUCCAUCGGCUACGAGACCUGUUGGGAUCGUACGUACACCGCCUCGAUGCAACGGAAGUGUUGAAGAAGAACAGGGAAGAUGCCGACGUGGCAUGGCAAAGGCAAGUGUUAGCACCAAGCGCUGCUAUCGUGCUGAAAUUCCUACACCAACGGAGUGAAGAUUCCAAUCGUGCCAUUGUCAGGAAUACUAAACCCAAAGCUGCUCCUACUUCUAAUCCUGGCCCAUCCCCUGCUAUCAAGCCCUCGGUCCUAGCGACCGCCAUUGCAGCAGCAACUCGUUAGGAAAACGAUCUUCUCCACCAUCACCGAUCCUCCUCCAGCAACCCAUCUAACGGUUUACAUGUGGAUUACCUACGGAAUUAUCCACGUGUCGAACACACGUUUUUUUCUUUUUUUUUUCUUUUUUUUGAGAAAGUGGGAGUUGUUCUCGAGAAGGGGGUUAUAUGGUUAAGGUUAAGGUUAAGGAACUACUUUUUCCGGGCCGUACAAUCUCAGAAGCAUUUUAGAAAUACGCGCCGCAGUUAAGGCGCAUGCGUGCGUUUAGCUCUCCGUACUUAAAAAAGUAUAUCUUAGUUUCUGUGGCUGAGAUGCACUUGUGGUGGCACUACCUUAUGUCCAAUUCUAUGGGUCCCAAACAUUUGCUUCCUUCCUCCAACUGGUAAAAGAAAUUAUCAUAAUUGACUAUAGAGAGAGAGAGAGAGAGAGAGAGAGAGAGAGAGAGAGAGAGAGAGAGAGAGAGAGAGGUUUUAUUUUGUGUUUUGAUUUGAAAGAUGUUAUUAUGUAUCUCCAUGAGUAGAGGUGAUUUAGUUUACAGAAAAAAGCAAAAAACAAAGGGUAGCAAAUGCUUUAACUUUUCCCAUAUCAAGUGAAUUUGAAUGUAAA